GACAGGGAAAGCCAGAAUGGAACGGCUCUUUAGGUAAUCUUACACACAAUCGGUGUUGGAAGAAAAGUAAUAAGAAUCAAAAGAUAUAGCACAUAACCUUCAUCGGGAUAGGUGCUUAAUUUACCGUUAAAGGCUUCACUGUAGUCUCGCAGAUCUGCAUGUAUAUGUAUUUGUGUGUUCUGAUAUGUAGUAGAAGCAAGAACACAUGUACACGAAUAUAGCUUGCUUAUAAACUGUCCAAUUGAUUGAAGAGAAUAUUCAGUCCGUAUACGCAAGCCAACCUGCUCACUGACAUCCCAUCUAAGCCCUCAAGAUCUCCCCAGUUCUUCAACCCAAACUUUGAGCAUUUCCAGAUCAACAUGAAGAUUGCAACGACAUGCCUCUUGGUCACUUUAUUGGUUUUUAUCCAUGGACAAGUUGGUAACUCCCAUGUCGUCACCGUACGUCAAGGAACUGACUCGUUAAAGAGUGAUACCCCAAGAAUCUCCCUCGGCGAAGUGAAUGAUCGUUUGGAAUUCGAUAAGGGAUCCGGAAUAAUUGAAGCGAUGUUAAAUGUGCCAGAAUGUCCCGGAAAUGACUUUCCAACGUUUACCAUUUCCCUGGAGAAUCCGAGCGGAUGUUAUAUUUUCCAGUCGACUGGAUUCAACAUGAACGGAUAUCCGAAUCAGUCAGGACCUUCUUAUUAUUCUUCAUACUUUUGCAGUUACACCAUUCAGUUUGGGGCUACUGUAAGUGGAACGGUGACCGUUAAAGAAAAAGACUUUCAAUUCCAAGAACCGGACAGUGAUGGAUCUUGCCUGGAUUAUGUAUUAAUUAUGGGUGUGAACGAUGAAAGACAACAAACCGACAAUAGUGAUCUCGAUGACCAAGAUUGGGGUAUAGAUUCCGUGCAAUAUUGUGGCACGAUUACAGGAGACAAGAUCCGCGAUUUCUCUGCCGAUGCACUUUUAAUUGGAUUAUCCGCCGACAACACAGAAAACGGCAACGGAGCCGAGAUUGUUAUCUGCAUUACGUAAAAGAGUUGGGGUCAAAAACCCGAUUCUAUGUUUUUGCCACUUUAUGAACUAUGCAGUGAUUAUUGGUUAAUUGGUUUUUCUUUUAUUUUGACCGACUUCAUGGUUUCGAAAAUGCAUUAAAUAAAUCCUUGAAAGGUC
This is a messenger RNA of Tigriopus californicus, 1154 nucleotides long. RefSeq lists its product as uncharacterized. The record is from RefSeq and is a predicted model, not a curated record. Lineage: Eukaryota; Metazoa; Arthropoda; Copepoda; Harpacticoida; Harpacticidae. Bases 360 to 1016 code for a protein of 218 amino acids. The transcript is spliced from 4 exons.